CUAAAGUCGAGCCAGAGAGUGGAUGUGAAGAGCUUCAAAAUCGAGGGUGAAGGAGCGAACACCAUCUUCCAAGUGGAUAACAAGGGAGACCUGUUUGUCUCCAGGUCUCUGGACAGAGAGGAGAAGAACGCUUAUCAUCUGACCGCCACAAUGUUCGACGGGAACAAUCAGCUGAUAGAGGAUUCCGGAGAAUUUGUUGUUCAAGUGACCGACAUCAACGACAACACUCCAGUUUUCCCCAAAACAUAUAAUGGAUCCAUUAUGGAGAGGUCUACGAUAGGAACUAAAGUAAUUGAGGUGAGGGCCACCGAUGCUGACGACCCCACCACCGCAAACGGAGAACUCAAGUACUCUUUGAUCCAAGACAGAGCCAUUUCUCCCUUCGAAAUCCACAGCACUACAGGUGUGAUCAGCUGCAAGACAAACACGCUGGACCGGGAGAGCCAGAGUCGGUUUGUGUUGGUGGUUAAAGCUCAGGAUAUGAGAGGAAUGGCCUCCGGCAGCACAUCCACCACCUCCGUCACCAUCUCCAUCACCGACGCCAACGACAACUACGCCUCGUUCACCCGAAAGAUUUAUGAACUGCAGGUUCCAGAGGACCACAAGCUGAACGAGAAGAUCGGCACUCUGGAGCUGGAGGAUCGAGACGAGAUUCAGAACAAAGAGCCCAUCUUCACUAUUCUCAAUGAAAACAGCAAAAUGUUCAACAUCGAACUCAGCCCCAACAAGGACGGAAACCUCAUGCUCAAACAGGCUCUGGACUACGAGACAAAGAGCAUCUACACCUUCACUGUCCAGGUGCGAGAAAACCUGCUUUUCCCCGCCGAUAACAAGAACAGUGCAGCCACCACAGCUCAGGUGAACAUCAAGGUGUUGGAUGUAGACGAGGCUCCACUCUUCUCACAGCCCAUCUACACUUUCAAUGUGAUGGAGGAACGUACGGUGAACAACAUCGGAUCAGUGAAAGCCCGAGACCCUGACAGAGCUAAUAAGACCAUACGGUAUUCCAUCUUGGAUAAGGACUGCCCCAUCGGAAUUCACCCGUUCACAGGUCAGCUCUCCACCCAGAGGACGCUGGACCGAGAGCUGGAGGCCACACACAUGUUUCAAGUUAAAGCUCAGGAGGAGCCAAGUGGUUUGGAGUCGUUUGUGAAAGUCAACAUUAUAGUUCAGGACGUCAACGACAACAAGCCUGAACUGAAUGUGGAUGACAUCUUCGUAUGUGAGAACGACCGCACCAAUACGGUGAUAGGCACCUUGAGAGCGACAGAUAAAGACGACCAGCCCGCCUCCUUCACUUUCAGCCUGGCCAGCGACAACUCCAACUUCUCCAUCAGAGACUAUGGCACCACUAAUGUGAGCCACCCGAGCUGCCCCCCCCAGUCUGGCUAUGUGAGAGGAUUCAACCAUCCAUGUGGUUGCAUCUGUGUUCCCAUCUCAGGAGAGCCCAACAAAACCCAGGUGUUCAGCUUCUUCCAGACCGACCUGGGGGGCUUCCUCCCCCGCUCCGUGGUCGACUCGUUCUUCCCCUCCAGCAUGGCCGAGUUCUACAGCAACCUGGCCAAGGCCGUCAAGUCCCUGAAGGACCUUUGA
This is a messenger RNA of Notothenia coriiceps (black rockcod), 1593 nucleotides long. RefSeq names its product cadherin-10-like. The annotation marks the transcript as partial. Gene Ontology annotation, molecular function: beta-catenin binding; calcium ion binding; lipid binding. Gene Ontology annotation, biological process: cell morphogenesis; cell migration; adherens junction organization. NCBI's taxonomy places the organism in Eukaryota, Metazoa, Chordata, Actinopteri, Perciformes, Nototheniidae. Gene Ontology annotation, cellular component: catenin complex; plasma membrane; adherens junction. The record is from RefSeq and is a predicted model, not a curated record. The transcript has 11 exons.